Molecule: messenger RNA, 1192 nt
Organism: Cylicocyclus nassatus
Lineage: Eukaryota; Metazoa; Nematoda; Chromadorea; Rhabditida; Strongylidae
Source: the annotation of a GenBank genome assembly
AUGUUGAUACCGCUGCUUUUGAUGCUGGUUCAUGUAGAAGCUCAGCGAUCGGUUCCGCCACGCCAUAUCGGUUAUAAUCAUAGACCAGGUGUAGUACCCAACGGAGUUGUAAGAAGACCUCCAUCGCCUACCGAUGAAGACAGCUAUGAGGACGAGUGGGAUUUCACCCCAGCACUUCCAAGGAAUCACAUUCCAAAGGCUCCUCAGCCAACAGUUGCAUUACCAGUGAUUGUCAAGCCUGAACCACCUCCCAUUCAAGCAACAAAGCUCGACAUUCAAAAACAAAUAGACUUGAUGAAACUCCAAAAAACGACGACGGAGGCUACAACUACAACUACCACAAAUGCCAAAAACAACAAAGCAUACGAAAUCAACUUUUGCGAUGAGAAUGAAUUUCCCGAUGAAUUGCUGGCCAUGUAUAGUCUCGAAAGAGUAGAAAAUUUUAUUUGGAAUAUCUCGUGCUCUUCCAGCUUCUUUCAGUGCUCCGGCGGACUAACUUACGCCCUAAAAUGCCCAUCAGAAAACCAGGCUUUCGACCGUUCGGUAACGAACUGCAACUAUAGGAACGCCAUAAAAGUGUGUCCCGACUUCGACCACGUACUCUACUGCUCCAUCAAAGAAAUGUGCACGGAGAGCGAAUUUGCUUGCUGCUCGAUGCCACAAAAGUGCAUUCCGCUAUCAAAAAGAUGCGACGGCCAUAUGGACUGUGCUGAUGGUGACGAUGAGAACAACUGCCCAUCCUGCACGCGCUACGAAUUUGCGUGUGUCAAAAGCAGCAGGUGCAUUUCCGCCGAAAAGCGAUGUGAUGGCAUCCCGGACGAUUGCGGAGACUACAGCAAUCUGGAUGAACUAGGCUGCAAUGUGAAUAACACCUGCAUUGGCAAGUUCAUGUGUCACCUGUCCCAGGAAGGGCCUCCCUGUGUCGAGUGGCCGCAACAUUGUAAUGGCGUGAAGAAUUGCGCUUCAGGAGAAGAUGAGCUGAACUGCCGUGCACUGCAAUCGGAUGUUAUGGUUUGUGAAGAUCAAAGACAAUCGAUACCGAGGGAAAAUUGGUGCGAUGGAGUGCGACACUGCGACGAUGGCAGUGACGAAAGAUAUUGCUAGUAUUGGCUAAAUCUUGCAUCGUUGUUGUGAUUCUCGUGGGGAGAAGUUAUGAUAUUAUUCAUCAAAUUAUUCAUUCUAAUUUAUUGUG